This is a messenger RNA of Fusarium venenatum, 1599 nucleotides long. The record is from RefSeq and is a predicted model, not a curated record. NCBI's taxonomy places the organism in Eukaryota, Fungi, Ascomycota, Sordariomycetes, Hypocreales, Nectriaceae.
AUGAACUUCGGCGGCCCAGAUGGAACCUGGCUUCCACUUCUCUUCCAAAUUUCGGUUUUUACCUCUGAAACAACCCACGCACCCAGGGGGCUGGCUUUUUACUAUAAGGACGGAUCUUGUAAACUGUAUUGGUUCCGGGCUGAUAAGGCAUAUUUUCGAGGCCGUCGCUCCGUCGUUCGCGAACUAGGGUUUCCGCUGAAUGGGCCAGGUGGAGAAAGAAAUACCGCGGUUAUCACCAAUUUCGCUAGAGUCUUGAAGAUGCAACAGGACGAUAGAAAAAGGGGAGACAGCAUGCGAAGUUCGACACAAAACCUGUUGAUCCAAAGCAGAGAGGUGCCUGAUGGGCAGACUAUCAUUGGAAUUCUCGCAUCUGUCGAGCUCCUUUUAGGCAGUGGGAGGAUAGAGACUCUUGGAAUCAGUUGUAAUCCUCUCACAUCAAACCUUGUGUUCAAAGCCGAUGGACCCAGAGAAGGACUGCUUGCCAAGAACAAGCCACAGUGGGAACGGACUACAAAUCCAGACUUUGGCUAUCCCAGCAUCACCACCAUGGUCUGUUUGGAGAGAGUCAGAAGAACUAGGAUGUAUACAGCUGCCUGUCUGCGAAAUCUGCUAAGAAAGUACAUAUCGGGCCUUUGCUUCGAGGUCUGGGACCUGACUCCGCCAGUUUACAUGGGCCGUCGGUCCACGGCGGUCGACUGGCUGCUUUUGAGCCCGGAAGAUGGAAUAGAGCACAUCAAGUUUUGGCGUUAUCAUGGAUCUAAAAGUCAGGAUCGGGGAUCACAGCAGUUGAAGUUCACGGGGACGAAUUUGACAUGGACACCGAGCACUACAGGUAAUACAGCCACAGUCGAGAAAAGACCGAGCGAUCCAGCACGAGGAAGGCUGGUCUCCUGCCUUGGCCUCAAGACACCUUGCACCAAUGAAUUUUUGUUCUGGGAAAUUCGAGACUCAAAAGCUAAGAUCCAAACCGUCACCCACAUCCAUGCCUAUUUUUAUUUUGAGGGACAGUGUCUUUGCGGUUUCGAAUUUUGCUAUGGUGAUAAAUUCUCAAGUUGCGUCGGCCUCACAUCAGGAAUCAAGGCUUCUGCAGUAAUAGGACAAAACGAACGCGUAACAUGCUUGGAAAUAAAGACUUCGCGGAGUCACUGGAGGCCAAUAAUUGAAGAGAAAUUUGAUAAAGUUGUGUUUCACGCGAAUACAGGUCGAGAAGUUACACUGUCAGCCUCUGGAUGCGGAGUAGGGAGCCUUGUAGCGCCUAAGUCCCUAUAUGGCAACAUCAAGGCAGCUUCCUCUAAGACAGAGACGCUAAGUAGAGGAGGAGGGGGGAAUCCAAGAAUCCAGGAAAUAACGCCAUCGACAGCACCAGAAUGUCCCUGGCACAAAGCCCUAUGGGAUGACAAUAAAGCUGCCGAGUUGGGGAUUUGGUGGAGAAGACUCAAUCAUACGUCUCAAUCUAUCUGCCUGCCAAGCCAUGUGCAACAAAGGGAACCAUCUGUUGGGAUUUUUGUUGAGGUAGCAAAAUGGCCUACAAGAAGAUCGUCGCCAGGACAACUCUUGGUCCAGGAUGCAGGACCAAUUUUUGUAGUCCCAUAUCAGUGA